AUGAGUGAAGUGAGCAAUGCGAUGAACAACACAUUAAUAGAUGAUGAUGUCAACAAUAAUGGCAACAACAACAAUUAUAUGACAGAUGAGCAGACUGAAAAGUUAAACUUUCUCGAGAGGAUAAGAUCAAAGGAGAGGGAUAUUGCCAAGGUCAAGUCGUCGAUCUAUCAUGAGAACGAUACGUUGAAGACUCAAGACCUACUCUUGGACGAGUUGCUCAAGGAGCGCAAUGCAUUGGUACAAGAGCACAAGUAUCACGAGGCAAUCAUCAAUGACAUUCAAUCUGAUAUCAAACAUAUUGAUAGGUUGAUCAAAGAAAGAAAUGCUGAAAAGACUAGGAUACAGAAGGGUAUUAAUAAUUUACAUGAUACACAGUUCAGUCCUUUGAAGGAUUCGCUGGACGAGAUGAGAAGAUCGGUUGGUUUGCCACCUUUACCAUCAUUCGACUCAGAGAGGACAAGAUACCAGACAGAGUAUUUGACACAGCGACUCACUGAGGAGAUUGAAUAUGCCGCGCCAACUGGCAAGCAGGGGUCGUCUUCUGGUACCAAGCGCAGGCGUUGA
Messenger RNA from Acytostelium subglobosum LB1, 564 nucleotides. RefSeq lists its product as hypothetical. Gene Ontology annotation, cellular component: nucleus. The coding region runs from base 1 to 564 and encodes 187 amino acids. The transcript is spliced from 2 exons. Lineage: Eukaryota; Evosea; Eumycetozoa; Acytosteliales; Acytosteliaceae. The record is from RefSeq and is a predicted model, not a curated record. Gene Ontology annotation, biological process: positive regulation of neuron differentiation.